GAUACUCUGGAGAGGAGAUGCAGAGGCGACAUGACAGAAAGGCAAGUAAGAACAGAGACCAGUUCACUGAGCAAGAAAAACAGAGCAGAAUUAACCACUCAAAGAGAAGUGUUGGAAGGCAUGAGGUGCGGUCCUGGACAACAGCCACCAAGCAAUCCUUGUGUCUCAUGUGGCAAAAAGUGAAAGUGCAGCUAAUGCUAGGCAUGUCUUUCCUCGUCACUAUUUGUUGGUAUUGCAGAAGGCUAUACAGCUUUUUAGCACAGCUACUGAAAUGGUGGAGCAACUACCUUCAGAGAAAACUCAUAAGGAAUCUCAGCGUGCUGACAGAAGUUGACCUACUUGGUUAUAGUGCGAGAGAAUGGAAAGGGGAAACAAAGCAGGCCAAACACAUGAGGGAGGCAUAUGAAGAGUUGUUUUGGAGCUAUCACAUCAAAUAUCUGCGACAAGUCAGGAGGGACAACUAUUGUGUACUAAGAGCAGUGCUUUUUCAGAUAUUCAGCCAAGGCAUUCCUUUUCCAUCAUGGAUGAAGGAGAGAGAUAUAUUAAAGCUCCCUGAAAAGCUUUUGUAUUCUCAAGGUUGCAACUGGAUUCAGCAAUACAGUUUUGGGCCAGAAAGAUACAUGGGUCCCAAUGCCUUUGGUAAAUUGCGCAAAUGUAUGGAGACAUUAAAGACAAAUUGGACUGAAAUAAGUGCUACUAAAGAUCAUGAAGAAAGAGGAAACGUGUGUAAUACACUCUUUUCUGAUGAGAGCAAGGAGCACAAACUGUAUGAGGCCAUAAAAUUCAUCAUGCUCUACGAAGUUGUCGAAGCCUAUGAGCAGAUAAAGAACAGGGAAGAACCCAUACACAACCUUUUUAGCCUUCUCUUUGCUCGUGAUUCUUCAUCUGACCCUUUGAGUUUCAUGAUGAAUCAUCUCAACUCCAUAGGUGACUCUAUUUGCCUAGACCAGGUUGAACUGUCUCUUCUUGGAUACUUACUUGAAGUAAAGAUAAGAGUUUACAGACUGCAUAGGUUUAAUACUGAGGAAUUUCAAGUAGACUAUCCAGAUGAAUACCGAAGGGAAUGGAAUGAGAUUUCUCUCCUGACUGAGGACGACCGCUACUAUCACAUCCCCCUUUUCAGAACAUGAAGGACCAAUGACUGUUUUUUUUCCUUUGUAUAAUACAGUGAGUGACCAGUUCCAGUGAAUUGGGUUUCUAAUUGGCAGCAGUAAGAUUUUGAGAACGCUUGUUAAUGAUUACAAAAUGAUUUAUGGUUUUAUUGUGUAAACAUUUUGCUUUCCCAUUUCAGCUCAAUUCACCACCAGUCGGCCAUAAAAAACAUAAAAUAUUUUGCUAUACUGUCUGGGGGAAAAAUGUCGUAUUUGAGGGUUGUCAGACAAAAAAGCUUAGACUGCAUGACGAAGAAGGCAAAGGUAAUGUUGGGUUUUCCAUUGUUAGCCUAAGGGUUUACUCUGACAUCUCUGGAUGGGUUAAACUCAAGUUCCUAAAGCAAUUACCGGUUUUCCCUGGUCUGUCUCUAGCUAGGGAGGAUGAAUCACACAGGAAGCAACUCCGGGGUCCCACAGUUCAUACUCCGGGCUAUUAAACUUGCAUUGACUUGGGGCUACCUAGGAUGGGAGGAUGUAGAGUGGGGCCUCUGCAUAGCUGCUUCAAAUCACAUGUGGCUUCCCCGGUUGCUGGAACACCUCCCUCCAGGGAUGGGCAGAGCAAGCAGCUGCAGGCUGUACUUACUUCAGGCACCUGAAAUUAGGCUGUCUGCACUCAGCGCUGAUAGCUGAAGCUUAAGAAAUGUUACACAGGGGGGGACAAAAAACCAACCUACAUACAAAAGAAUACUGUGCCAGUGAAUGGAAGAUCUACUUUAUAACUGAGGAAAGUACACAAGCUUUCCCAAACCUAAAAAGGGCAAUAUUAAUUAAUAAGUAACAUGCAAUAGAGUUAGACCCAGUAGCUGCCUAUGGUUUUUGUCAGCUUGUAAAUCCUUUAAGGGCUGAUUUCAACAUUACCUGCCAAGAGAUACCAAGAUUUCCUUUGCAAUUCAUCUGAGAAAGCUGUGCACAGAAUACAGUCACAAACACUGCCUUUUCAGAAAAUACUAAUUUUCUAGGCCUUAUGUACAUUUAGCAGUGUGUAUACAUGUUUUAUCCUCUGUGUAUAUAUUAAUCUCUUUGCAUAAGAUUGCUAUCUUUUGUUUAGACCUCAAUGUUUGAAGCAGUCUGUCUGGGACAACUAAAUGAGAUUUACUCUUAUUCCAUGGAAUAUUUUGCCCAGUUCUCUUUUCUAAAAGAAUCGAUUGUGUUUUGAUUAUUUCUAAAAUAAGGGACCUUAAUUUGAACAAAUAUUAAAAUUAUUUAGCAGAUCUUGCAAGAUAUUUGUGGAAAUCUUACAAUCCCAUAGGCAUACGGUUGUAUUGAAAAAAGUGGGGUUUUAUUAAGAAGCAAAGCCUUGCCUUUCCUUAUGCUAGAGCUAUGGGGACAGGCAGGUUUGGUUUUGAACUCCUACAGGAGAAAAUACAAGCCAGUAACAAAAACGUGAACAGGGCCUGCAGGAGCGAAAGCAGUUGCAUGAGGCAACUAAAUGGUAAUGCUUGCAGUGCACAGAGACCGCUCUGUUCUUUCGUGUAAAGGAAAGCAAUUUCAUCCCUUACAGUCCUCUUAUUUGUAUGUAUAUGUAUAUAUAUUUAUAAAC
Molecule: messenger RNA, 2691 nt
Organism: Aptenodytes forsteri (emperor penguin)
Lineage: Eukaryota; Metazoa; Chordata; Aves; Sphenisciformes; Spheniscidae
Gene: OTULINL
Product: family with sequence similarity 105 member A
Exons: 8
Coding region: 18-1130 (370 amino acids)
Biological process (GO): protein linear deubiquitination
Cellular component (GO): cytoplasm
Molecular function (GO): cysteine-type deubiquitinase activity
Source: RefSeq, a predicted model, not a curated record